GAAAAUUCAUCUCAAUUCAUUUCAUUACGCCACCUUUCCAAAUGAAAUCAGGCUAAAUCAGCGCGCGAUCUCGCCAGGUUGCGGCUUAAAAAGAAAUUUAAUCUGCUAAUAAACAUGCAAACAAGAACGCACCGGCUACCUGUUGCAAGCGCCCGAGCCGCGCCGCGUCUCCGCCAAUCAGCGCCCAGCGGCCGCCCAUGCUGCCCUCCCAUUGGUCGCAUGUUAGAGGGGGCUAACGCAAGGGGGGAAGCAAGGCCGAGGUCUUGUCGUUUUAAACAUGACACUGGCAAGAAAAGCACCGCAUUGAGCUUUCGGGAGCUUUUCACGCGUCCGCGAAAAACAAAUGAGUUUCGAAAAUUCAAAAUAAUGUGUAUGUGAUUCGGAAUUUGAAUUUUAACGUUCGAAAAUGUCGUUGGGUAAGCAGCCCGCUGAGCAUAUAAAGAGGCCUAUGAACGCUUUUAUGGUGUGGUCGCGGGGACAGCGGAGGAAGAUGGCCCAGGACAACCCGAAGAUGCAUAACUCGGAGAUUUCGAAGCGGCUUGGGGCUGAAUGGAAACUGCUCACGGAGAUGGAGAAGCGGCCGUUUAUAGAUGAAGCGAAGCGGUUGAGAGCCCUCCACAUGAAAGAGCACCCCGACUACAAAUACCGUCCACGCCGAAAACCCAAAGCGCUCGUCAAGAAGGAGCCGAAAUUCGGGUUCAACAUCAGCGGGCUGAUGGCGCCGGUGCCGCGGCUGCUGCCACCGCCGCUACCCAUGCAGUUGGACAAGCCUGAGCUAAGCCGCGCGCUGUUCCCGCCGCUUUACCCUUUCUACCCGUUCAAGCUGCCACCUGAGGAUGGGAAGCUGGCGGCGGAGCUUGCGCAUUUGCAGGUAAUGUCUGUAUGUGGAACUUUUCUUUUUUCUACACUCAAUGCCCUUUAUGGCGGCGCCCUCUACGGCAGCUCGCUAUACAGCAGCUCAUUGUCCCCCUGCGGCUGCCCCCCGCGCCACACGCCCUCGCCCCCCGCGGAUGUCAAGCGGCCUGUGGCCUACGUCCUCAUGAAGGUGCACUCCCUGUCUCCGCAUCGCACGCCCUCGCCCCCCGCGGAUGUCAAGCGGCCUGUGGCCUACGUGCUCAUGAAGGUGCAGUAUACAUAUAGCUUAAAAAUCUGUCCUACUCUACAGCUCCCUGUCCCCGCGUCGCACGCCCUCGCCCCCGCGGAUGUCAAGCGGCAUGUGGCCUACGUGCUCAUGAAGGUACACUCCCUGUCCCCGCGUCGCACGCCCUCGCCCCCCGCGGAUGUCAAGCGGCUUGUGGCCUACGUGCUCAUGAAGGUGCAGUAUACAUAUAGCUUAAAAAUCUGUCCCACUCUACAGCUCCCUGUCCCCGCGUCGCACGCCCUCGCCCCCCGUGGACGUUAA
This is a messenger RNA of Cydia strobilella, 1402 nucleotides long. RefSeq names its product transcription factor Sox-14-like. NCBI's taxonomy places the organism in Eukaryota, Metazoa, Arthropoda, Insecta, Lepidoptera, Tortricidae. The transcript is spliced from 5 exons. The coding region runs from base 407 to 1402 and encodes 331 amino acids. Gene Ontology annotation, biological process: cell differentiation; regulation of DNA-templated transcription; anatomical structure morphogenesis. The record is from RefSeq and is a predicted model, not a curated record. Gene Ontology annotation, molecular function: RNA polymerase II cis-regulatory region sequence-specific DNA binding; DNA-binding transcription factor activity, RNA polymerase II-specific.